AUGUCGUCCUCCGGUAAAGACAGGGUUACGAAGAAUAAAUCGACGCAGCGAGAUGCGACGAGGCGCAAAAUUGAACAAUUAAGCAAAAAGCUCGGGAAAGAUGGCAAAAAACGGUUGCCCCUGGUGGAGCGCACCAACAAGUUAUCGCUGGCCGAAUUUAUGAAGUUAUAUGUAUCGGCUGAGGACCUCGAAUAUCGGAGAAGCCCUACUAAAAACACGAUUGCGUUGGAAAAUGAGCAAGAGUUACAUUACUCGCUCGAUAUUUACACCGCUGAUUCUAUUCCGGAUGCGGAUUUUGAGGCUUGCUUUAGAUUGAUUGAAGAAACGUCUUCAGAUGCCUACAAAGGGUCUAGCUGGGGAUGGUCUCCGAAGAAAAAAAUGAAGGAGAUGCGACUGCCUGAUAUGAGAUAUUUGAUUUUGCGACGGGGUCCGAAAACAACUCCUGAGAACAUGGAAAAAGGGGAAGGGAGCACUGUAUCCCCCACCGGACAAUUCCUAGGGUUUACCUCGUUUAUGGUCACGUACGAGGAUGGGAAAGAGGUGGUUUACUGUUAUGAAAUCCACUUGUCCUCGGAGGCUCAAGGCCAGGGACUUGGUUCGCAGCUGAUGAUACGGUUGGCGAACAUCGGGCGACGUAUCGGCCUGGUAAAAGUGAUGCUGACUGUCUUCAGAUCGAAUGACAAAGCAGUAAGUUUUUAUUAUAAGCUUGGGUUCACCGAGGACGAGUUUUCUCCACCACCUCGCGUACUGCGAAACGGAAUGGUGAAGGAGCCGGACUAUAUGAUCCUGUCUAAGUCGCUGCGGUCUAAACGGUGA
Aspergillus pseudotamarii is the source of this 816-nucleotide messenger RNA. Its product is annotated as N-terminal L-serine N(alpha)-acetyltransferase NAT4. Gene Ontology annotation, molecular function: histone H4 acetyltransferase activity; histone H2A acetyltransferase activity; protein N-terminal-serine acetyltransferase activity. Gene Ontology annotation, cellular component: nucleus. NCBI's taxonomy places the organism in Eukaryota, Fungi, Ascomycota, Eurotiomycetes, Eurotiales, Aspergillaceae. The transcript has 2 exons. The coding region runs from base 1 to 816 and encodes 271 amino acids. The record is from RefSeq and is a predicted model, not a curated record.